Crotalus tigris (Tiger rattlesnake) is the source of this 1443-nucleotide messenger RNA. RefSeq names its product transcription factor 21 (gene TCF21). Bases 471 to 1016 code for a protein of 181 amino acids. Lineage: Eukaryota; Metazoa; Chordata; Lepidosauria; Squamata; Viperidae. Gene Ontology annotation, molecular function: RNA polymerase II transcription regulatory region sequence-specific DNA binding; DNA-binding transcription factor activity, RNA polymerase II-specific; protein dimerization activity. Gene Ontology annotation, biological process: skeletal muscle tissue development; regulation of transcription by RNA polymerase II. The record is from RefSeq and is a predicted model, not a curated record. The transcript has 2 exons.
GAAGGAAGGAAGGAAGGAAGGAAGGAAGGAAGGAAGGACUUAGUAUUGAACAACUAGGAAAAACAAACGCCGCUGUGUCAUCUGAGCAGGGAUAUCCCAGAGGUUCCUAAGCCCAGGGAAGGAGGCACCUCUCUGGAGACAUCCUAGAGGGCUCAGCAGCAAAAAGGGAAGCACAUACAUCUGGACGGAGGAGAGAAAAAGAGAGUAAAGAAGACGAUCUCCCCGUUUCAAGAAAAGCCCUGGGGUGACCGUGGCAGACCACGCACUUCGGCGACCCUUCUGAGAAAAGCCCCUCCCACGGGCUGCCCCGGACCGCCUAUUCAUAACCCCCCCCCCCGAUAAAUGCCUCCCAGGCGCUCCGCAUCAACUUGCGCUUCUCCUUCCCUCUCGCCCUCGCCGAGUCAGGCGAAGAAGGCUGAGCGGGGGUCCCCAGCCGGCGGGUUCCCCUUCCCUGCCCCCGGCCCGAGGCCAUGUCCACGGGCUCGCUGAGCGAUGCCGAAGACCUUCCCGAGGCGGAGAUACUGGGCUGCUCCGGCAGCCUGAAAAUGGACCGAUGCCGCUCGUCGCCCGCCCCCCGCCAGAGCCCCGCCGAAGGCUCGGCCGGAGAGCGGGGGUCUCCCGUCAAAGGCCGGGGCGCGACGGGCAAGGCGCGGAAGAAAGCGCCGGGCAAGAAGAGCCCUCUGGGAACGGUGGGCCAGGAGGGCAAGCAGGUCCAGCGGAACGCGGCCAACGCCCGCGAGCGGGCUCGCAUGCGAGUGCUGAGCAAAGCCUUCUCCCGCCUCAAGACCACCCUGCCCUGGGUGCCGCCGGACACCAAGCUCUCCAAGCUCGACACCCUCCGCCUGGCCUCCAGCUACAUCGCCCACCUGAGGCAGAUCCUGGCCAGUGACAAGUACGAGAACGGCUACCUUCACCCGGUCAAUCUGACAUGGCCUUUUAUGAUUGCUGGCAAACCAGAGAACGAGCUGAAAGAAGCAGUGAACACAACUCGGUUGUGUGGCCCUACUGCCUCCUGACCCAGGAUUUUCAAGCAUGAGAAAAGCAACCUUCUCUGUGGAUGAAUGCAUUUGUGCAUUGUGUAUACAAAUGGGGGGUGGGGAGGCAUUUCAAGGAGGCAACGAACUGCUUUCUCAUGGAAUAAACAAAUCCUAAAACUGAAAAGAAGACCAAAUGUACUAUGCCAAAGGAAACUGAAACAAUCACAAAGAACAUAUAUUUAACUUUAUUAACUUGUAUAUAUAUACAUAUAUAUUUUUAAUAUCCUGCAGCAACCGCCUUGCUGGUCCAAGUGCUGUUCUCUGGAUCCAACCAGAAUUUGCAACUUUCUAUCUUUGUGUACUCCACUUUGUGAAAGACGGCGAUUCCUAGAAUCAAUUAUUCUGAAAUCACAUCUCUCUAAAAGAAUACACAUUAAAGAUAUUCUAUGAAUAUAUUUUCUUCAAA